Paramecium tetraurelia is the source of this 1626-nucleotide messenger RNA. RefSeq lists its product as uncharacterized. Gene Ontology annotation, cellular component: cytoplasm; nucleus. Gene Ontology annotation, molecular function: poly(ADP-ribose) glycohydrolase activity. NCBI's taxonomy places the organism in Eukaryota, Ciliophora, Oligohymenophorea, Peniculida, Parameciidae. Gene Ontology annotation, biological process: nucleotide-sugar metabolic process; carbohydrate metabolic process; ATP generation from poly-ADP-D-ribose. The record is from RefSeq and is a predicted model, not a curated record. The transcript has 3 exons.
AUGUCUGCAGAUGGAUUUAAGUGCAAUUUGAAAGGCUAUCAACAACCAAAUUAUUUAGAGGAUGUCUAAAAUAGAAUAGAGUCUGAUUAAACUCUUGAAAAUUUCUUUAAAGAUCAUUAAGGGCAAUAUGAAGAAUUUAAGAAUUAUUUGAAAAGAAAGAUUUUUAAUGAUCUGGAUGAGUUCCAAUAGCAUCUUGACAAUAUCUAGAAUUAAUGGGACUCUUAAUUUAAAGUUGAAUUAAAAAGGAUAGAGGUUUUCAGAUUAAUUAUGGCAAUGUACUUAGGAUUAUUAGAACGAAAUUUAUCUAAAGGUGGAUUCUAUAUUGUAAAUAUGAAUACAAUCAAAAAUUCGAAUAAUUAUAUUUCCAAAUAGAAAUUGAUGUGUUUUAAGAAUUAUAUAAAAGCAUUUUACUUAAAUUCUGAUAAAAUUUAAGAAGAAAAAAUAGUGUUUACUAAAAAUUCUGUUAGCAAAGAAGAUUUCAGAAAAAAAUUUGAAUAAUCAACCUAUUAAAAAAUUGAUUUUGAAUUCACUUAAUCGAAAAAUGAAGAUCAUUUAAAUUCUACUGUUGUAGAUUUUGCUGAUGAAAAUAUCGGAGGACUAGUGCUUGACGCCAGAAAUUGCGCAUAAGAGGAAAUUGUUAUGCUUAUAUUCGCUGAAGCUACUGUAUGUAUGGUUUUUAUUCCACCAAUGAAAGAAACUGAAGCAGUGUUGAUUGAGAAUUUGAAAAAAUAUAGCAAUUAUACUGGAUACGAACAAUCAUUCUAAUGCUCUCCAUCCUUGGAUCUUAAAGGAAGCUAUAAUAUGUUAGCUAUCGACGCAAAACCUUUUUAUACUGAAAACUAAUUUACUGAAGAAAAUAUUUAUAGAGAAUUGAUUAAGAGUUAUGCGGGAUUUGAGAUAUCACUAAAAAACGCACCCAAUUCCUAUAUAUCUACAGGAAGAUGGGGCUGCGGAAUUUUUAGAGGCAACCCUUAUUUGAAGGCAUUAAUUUAAUUUGUGAGUUUUGCAAUUGCAGUAAAUUAAUUGAACCUAAAAGAUAAAAAAAUAAUUAUGAAUUGUGUAAAUGACUAAUCCUUCUUUAAUUUUGGAAUGAAAUUAAAUAAAUUAUUACAAGAAAAGGAAAUGUAGCUUAAUUUAAUAAAUCUAAAAAAGUCAUUAUUGUAUAUGUAAAAUGAAGUGAGUGAUACAAAAUUUUAAUAUCAAGGAAAUAAUAUUAUAAGCCAGAUUUAUUAAAUUUUGAUUCAGAAUAUUCAAUAAGCGGUAGAAAUACAAUAAGAAAAUGAUGAUUUAAAUUAACCUUCAGAAGCUCAAGACAUUAGAUCAGAAAAUGAUAAUUUAAUUUAACCUUUAGUAGGUUAGGACAUUAAUUAAGAAAAAUUAAUAAAUACUCAAAAUAUUGAAGGAAAUAAAGAAAGUUAAUUUAAAAGUAAUGCUUAAAUAAUUGAAGAAAAACAAGAAAUGUAAAUUUAGAAUGAAGCAUAAAUUGAUUAAGAAAAAAAAGAAAGUGAAAACUUGAGUAUAGAAUCAAAUAAAAAUAAAAAUUGGGUUGGAAUAGCAACCAUUCUUUUGGCUUGUGGUUGUGGUUGUUUUGUUGGAAUCAUUGUUUAUAAAAAAGUUUUUAAAUGA